Messenger RNA from Durusdinium trenchii, 327 nucleotides. The record is from the annotation of a GenBank genome assembly. Lineage: Eukaryota; Dinophyceae; Suessiales; Symbiodiniaceae.
AUGGAGUUUGCGCUGCGCAGCGGCCGCGCGCGGGCCAUUGGAGUCUCCAAUUACGAGGUGAAGCAUCUCGUGGAAAUCAUGGAUCUCGAAGAGAAGCCAGCCGUGAACCAGGUUGAGUGGCAUCCAUACCACCAUGAUGAUGAGCUGAAGGCCUUUUGCCAUCAGAACGCCAUCGCCCUCGAAGCCUGGUCACCCUUGUCAGGGCGCAACGCCUCAGCCGAGAAAGCGGAACACAUGAAGACGGACCUGGAAGUCUUCUCCUUUCAAUUGUCCGCUGCCGAGAUGCAGAGCAUUUCGAAGCUGAAAGUGUCCGAAGUGUUCGUCUAG